Molecule: messenger RNA, 1281 nt
Organism: Naumovozyma dairenensis CBS 421
Lineage: Eukaryota; Fungi; Ascomycota; Saccharomycetes; Saccharomycetales; Saccharomycetaceae
Exons: 1
Coding region: 1-1281 (426 amino acids)
Molecular function (GO): glutaminyl-peptide cyclotransferase activity; zinc ion binding
Source: RefSeq, a predicted model, not a curated record
AUGGUGUUGGUUAGACUUCCGUUAUUGCUGAAACUUCCAAUUAUAUUAUGGUUUUUCUUUUAUAAUAUCGAUAUCAUAAGAUGUGAAAAGAUCUUGGAUAAUGAUGGUAAUAAUAAUGAUUGGUUAUUAAAUUCCAGUGGUAGUGGAUUAGGUAUUAGUCAAUUAAAGUAUCAUGAAGAGAAUUUAUAUAAAGAGUUGAAUAUAAUUCCAAAAAAAGACGAGGAAGAAAAAAGUCAUAAUAAUUUGAUAUUACCAUUUAAUGGUACUAGAGUUCCAGGUAGCUUAGAAUCUCUAAAGAUUCAAGAUUACAUUAUUAAUCAUUUCAAUAAUACAUUAAAACUGAAUUGGACCAUUGAAUUAGAUAACUUCCAAGAAAAUGGAUAUAAUUUUACCAAUAUGAUUUUCAGUUUAUUACCUGGGAAUAACGAUGAAGAUACGAAUAUGAAUGAUAAAUAUUUAGUAUUGGCUGUACAUUAUGAUACUAUGAUUAAACCUGAAGGAUUUAUUGGAGCAAUGGAUAGUGGAGCUUCAUGUGGUAUUUUACUAUAUCUUAGUAAAUUUAUUGAUACGAUAUAUUCGUAUGAUCAUGAUGAUGAUAUGGAAGUAACUUCGACUUUAGCAUAUUCAAUUGGCAAAAAAUGGCAUAAGAAAAAGAAUAUAUAUGAUUUCACGAAAUUGUAUGAUGAUAACAGUAGUGGCACAUUUAAGGGAAUCAAGAUAAUUUUCUUUGACGGGGAAGAAGCGAUUGAGAAGUGGAGUGAUGAUGAUUCUAUAUAUGGGUCUCGUCAUUUGGCGAAGAAAUGGCAAGAGCAAAAGCAAACUAUCAAAUUGAAGAAUGGUACUAUAAUUGAAACCAAUGAAUUGGAUAAUAUUGAAGUAUUUGUGUUAUUAGAUCUUCUUGGUAGUAAAAGUGACACAUUAGAAAGUAUUAUGGGUCAAAGGGUACCAAGCUAUUAUUCUGAGACACAUAUGCAUUACGGAUUAUUGAGUACUAUCGAGGGAGAAUAUUUUGAGUCAAAUAUAUCAUCUCGAAUGGAGAGUAGUCGUAUUCCAGUAUUAGAUCCAAGUAAUUUAGUGUUUGAACAAUUUGGUAUGUCAGUAAUUGGAGAUGAUCAUUUACCGUUUUAUGAUUAUGGAGUCCCCAUUUUACAUUUGAUACCGUAUCCCUUCCCUUCAAGUUGGCAUACGAUGUCAGAUACGUUUGCUAAUUUAGAUCAAGAACAAGUGAACCGUUGGGCUAUCAUUUUGAGUGAGUUCACUCUUUCUUGGAUGUCGUCAUAG